AUGGUGCGGCCCUCCGCCUCCGUCUACACCUACCUCCCCGAGCCGCCUGGCUGGCGCGCCCACCCGCCCGGGCGGCUCCCCUCGGACGCGACCGACCCCUGCUGGUCGCUCGACCCCGCCCCGCCGGCGGAGGGCUCGCGGCCCCUCGCCAUCGUCGAGGUCGUCGACUACGACCUCUUUGUGCUGGGCACCUCCCGCGUGAUCGAGCUCGACCCCGUCGGCGUGCUCGCCGAGCGGCUGGGCGACGAGGCGGUUCAGCGGGUGCGGCGCGCGCUGCGAGAGUCGCGCACGUACCCCUCCUUGUCCGAUCUGAGCGACGCGCUCCUCUUGGCCAUCUUUGGCGAGCGCGGCCCGAGCGGCUGGCUGUUUGAGGCGAUUGUGUCGCCGCACGUGUACGCGACGCGCACGCUGUGGGACACGCGGCUGCUCGGCCGGAGGAAGCAGCUCAAGACGUACCGCGGCCGGGAGGUCGAGCUCGACACCUCGCCCGACCUCGCCUGCUGCAACAUGGACGUGCUGCACCCCGUCUCGCGCCCGCUGUCCGACGCCCGCAGGCACUGGACGGAGAGGCGGGACCCGAGCAGGCUCGCCGUCGGCCACAGACGGCGGGGCCACGGUGACCAGGCGGCGUCGAAGCCAGCUCGGCUCGGCGGCGACGCACAGCCCGAGCGCGACCGCGGCAGCGGCGCUCCGCCCUCCCGCGACGGCGCGAGUGGGAGCGGUCCGGGCGGGCGCGAGGGGGCGGGCAGCGGCGGGACGACCCGCCACUUCCGCCUCCAGCCCCAGCCGUCGGGCGAGCCCUUCCUCCUCGAGGAGGAUGCGGUGACCGCACUGCACAACGGCUUCCGCGACGCGUGGCUGGCGAUGGAGGCGGCGGGGCACGCCUCGCAGCGGGAGACCCUGCUCCGCGCCCUCUCGUGGUAUUGUGACGAGAAUGCUUGGCGGCCGCCCUUGGACUGCAUCCGCCAGCUCCUCCACUCGGGCGCGGUCAGCAAGGAGCAGGCGCUCGAGCUCGCGGCCGAGAUGCGGGCGCUGACGGGCGUGGGAGGCGAGGCCUACGCGAGCGACGGAGAGGAGCCGGCAGGCGCGCGCCCGUCUCCCCGCCGUGGGUGCGAGGAGGCGCUCGCCCCUGCUGACGACCGCGCCUCCCCCCCCCCCCCUACAGGAGCCGCGGCUGCGCCGCCUCCGGCACGCAACACGCUCGGGAGGGUACCCUUUGCGGCGGGCGACGUGGUGUGGCUGCGGUCGGAGCUAACCCCGCGGGCCAUGCUCGUCCUCGGCCACACCGCGUGGGAAGGCGGCGGCGCGAGGAGCUGGUUGCGGCUCAAGGCGCUGCCGACCGCCGAGGGCGGCUCCAACGGCGGCAGCUCCGCCGCCGGCGUGCUGCCUCGCCUCCCCGAGCCGGAGGAGCUGACGGCGGACGAGGCCGCGCCCGUCGAGUACGUGGCGUCGUUUGACCAGCUGCGCGACGUGGGGCUGGGCCCAGUGUUGCCGGCGCCGGGCGGUGCCGACGAGGGCGGUGCAGGACCCGUCGAGCCGGAGCAGCCCCUCGUGCCGCCGCGGCGAAACAACGUCGAACUAAUGAGGAAGGCGUGGGAGGCGAAGGGAGGGGCAGAUGCGGAGGAUUGCCGCCGCCAGGAAGCGGCGGCGCGGGGAGACGAGGCCCGCAUGGAGCAGCCGGCGGCGAGCGCGGGCGGCGAGGCCGGGUGCAUCCCGCACGGCGUGGUGCUGCACAGCGGGUGCGCGGCAGGCAGCGGCGGCUCGUUCGUUACCGCCCCGACAGCAGCGACGGUCGGCAGCGCCGGGUCGGGAUCCAAGCGCAAUUGGGUUGCGGACGCCAACAGCGUCGGUUCAGAGAUUGCGCGGCACCACCGCGCGGAGCGCAGGCAGCGCGAGGCUGCUGCGCCGGGGGCGGUGGUGGUGCCGGCGUCGCAUCGGGCCGCGGUGCUGGAGGGCCUCCGCCGCGUGCUUGGAAAGGAGGGCGGCGACCCGGAGGAGUGGUGGGAGAGGAAUGGAACAGGAGGGCCGUUCCCUUUUGAGGUGGAGCUGGCGGGGCCUCUAUGA
Messenger RNA from Emiliania huxleyi CCMP1516, 2064 nucleotides. RefSeq lists its product as hypothetical. The record is from RefSeq and is a predicted model, not a curated record. The transcript has 3 exons. Lineage: Eukaryota; Haptophyta; Isochrysidales; Noelaerhabdaceae. Bases 1 to 2064 code for a protein of 687 amino acids.